AUGGCGACGCAGCAAGACAAAGGAGGCGUGCCUUUCUCCAUUGCCCACGAGAUGCUACACUUCCGCCUGCUCGAGCUCCCACCCGAAGUGGCUGAGCUGAUAGAGAGGCCCAACCCCCCACCGCUGUCCAUCAAGUCGCUAGCCCCUUCUGCUCCUUCUAAUGCAUCGCAUGCGAAGCCUGCAUAUGCGGUACUUUGUACGCCCAACAAGACCUUCCAGCUACGCCAGGUUCAGACGUCCAACUCGCUCUUCGUCACCCAGCCCAUGCUCGAAACCCAUGGCAACGACAUCCCAGUCCCAGAGACAUGUGCAAUUGCAGCCUGCACGGCAACCCUCGAGCUGCACCCCUCGGCCGCACCUGCUGUCACGUUGCUGCGGGAUGCGCUACCAGUGUACGACUUGGUCGCAGGGGACGUCGAUGCACCCAGCAAUGGCAAGAGCAAGCUGAGCGUGUUUGAGGACUUGCCCAUGUCGGAUGGGGAGUGCCAGACGGCAUGGGACAACAUCAUGGCUUUUGAGCUGGAUGACAGCUCCUACCAGCCAUCCCCCAACGCUCUCACGCAAGUAUGGCGGUCUAUAAACGGCGCAGCGCUGGCAGAGGGAGUGAAGCUCGACAGUCAAUUCCUGACUCUUGACAUCACAGAUGCAGUGGCCGAGGAAGGCCAUCCGCCAGGUCUGGUCAAGGCUAUUCUAGCCUACCUGUCUACAGAAGGCACGGAUAGGGAGGGCGCUUGGUCCUCUCUCGAUCGGAAACGGACAGUCCACUUCACUGGGCGAAUGCUGCUGGAAGCCAAGCGUGGCGCCGACUUCCUUAUCGCUGACUUCACCGACACAUGGGAAGACCGACUACCAGAGGCAUGGCGGAAAGACGCGCAGUUGAGUGCUAUCGAAGGAGUCUACGAGUUCCCGACAGAGACAACCAUAAGAACCAGAGCCGGUCAGGGCUCAAAUGAUGGCAGCAGGGAUACGACUGCAAAACCGUCUGCACGAAAGUGGCAUGAGAAGUUUAACAAGACGAGGAAAAAGUAG
Molecule: messenger RNA, 1029 nt
Organism: Plenodomus lingam JN3
Lineage: Eukaryota; Fungi; Ascomycota; Dothideomycetes; Pleosporales; Leptosphaeriaceae
Biological process (GO): mitotic sister chromatid cohesion; maintenance of mitotic sister chromatid cohesion
Cellular component (GO): Ctf18 RFC-like complex; chromosome, centromeric region; chromatin
Source: RefSeq, a predicted model, not a curated record